Sclerotinia sclerotiorum 1980 UF-70 is the source of this 3009-nucleotide messenger RNA. RefSeq lists its product as hypothetical. Lineage: Eukaryota; Fungi; Ascomycota; Leotiomycetes; Helotiales; Sclerotiniaceae. Gene Ontology annotation, biological process: protein import into nucleus. The transcript has 9 exons. The coding region runs from base 1 to 3009 and encodes 1002 amino acids. The record is from RefSeq and is a predicted model, not a curated record. Gene Ontology annotation, cellular component: nuclear membrane; cytoplasm.
AUGGAGACCGAGAGAUUGCCUUCGUCACUUGAUGAGGUAGAAGCUCUCAUCCAUCAAUUGUACAAGCCUGGUCCUCCCGAGAGAGUGUUAAAGGUUAACGAAACUCUUCAAAAGCUACAGCGUUCUCCUGCUGGUUGGGAUUUGGCCGAUGGCUUAUUAGGAAGAAGCUCGGAAAAUGUUAAAUUCAUUGGAGCAUUGACCUUCACCAUCAAGCUUAACACAGACUCGCAAUCUCUAAAAGAUGAAGAUGCACAAGUUGUGCUACAAAAGAUCAUCGGAUGGCUCAUCAAGUGCCUAAAUUCUGGCUGUGGGCCACUUGUAAUCAGAAAACUGUGCACAACAUUAGUCACUUACUUUCUUCAUUUCUCUGGCUCUUGGGCUCGUUGUGUUUCUCAUCUUACAUAUUGCCUAUGCCUUGGUGAGGCUGUUCCUUACCAUAAACUCGAAGAUGCUCCUUCUAUGGAGAUCCUCGCCCAGAGUCUAUCAGAUGACAAAAAUAUGGCAAUACUGUGGUUCUCCGCAACCUUAGUAGAAGAAGUGGGAAAGACGGAUUCAAACUCAAUGAAGCAACAUAAAUUCCACGAGCACGUGGUCCAAAAUGUUGAUGAUAUUGUCAUCAUCAUGACGAAGGGCAUUGUCAAUACGACAGGGGCUCCUCUCAACAAUAAAAUUCGCCAGGAAUCAAUGAAGUGUUUUCAGUCAUGGGUCCUUUACUCUCAUCGUGCAUUUCUCGAUGCCGCCAUUAUUCUUAAUCCUUUGAGAACUCUCACUCAGCCUGCAUUGAUGCUAAUUAUCGACGAUGACCUUUACGCAAUCACCGUAGAGCUGUUCACGGACAUUCUAGCCAACUAUUCGUCCUUCCUUUCUGAGAACGAUUUUGCCAUGUUAUACGAUCUCUUUAGUAGCUCUUGGGCACAGGAAAAAUACACAAGAUUGAUCCAAGGUGAUUUUGACUUUGACUCACUGCAAUUUGGUCAAUUUCUGUUAAGCUUUGGCGAUGCUACAGUGCAAGAUCUUGCCCAAAAUAUCACCACCGACCCUCGAAGUCAGCAGAUACUCUCGGCUCUUGUAGGACUACUAGGUGCGGAUGGUUACAUUGUCAGCGAAGACAGGAUAUUUGUCCCAGCAGUAGAGUUUUGGGCUAUUUAUCUUGAAACUGUGCUUGACCUGUCAUAUAACGUUGAUGCCUCGCCUGCCUGGCUGCCAGCAGCUCGAUCAAUGCUGAUGCAAGCAAUUGAGAAGUGCUGGCAUAAAAUGCAAUUCCCGCCGCAACAUAUAUUCAGCUCGUGGGAUUCAAGCGAGCGUGCUGGCUUCAAAGAUGCUCGAAGAGACGUUGGAGAUCUUAUACAGCAAUCUUACAUGCUACUUGGAUUGCCACUUGUUUCAUCCUUCGUCGACCUUAUCCUAAAAUCGGCUGAGAAGGAAAAUGCUUGGGGCGAACUUGAAGCUUCGUUAACCUGCUUGGCUGAAUUUCAAGACUACAUCAAGGAGGAGUCAGACGAUUACCUGGACAAAGUUUUUGGAUCCCCAUUAUUCUCUAUGCUCGCAAAGUCCGACUCGAAUGUUCCUUCGCGUACAAGGCAGGCAUUUCUCAUGGUUAUCAAUGGUUACCCGGACUACUUCGAACGCCAUGUACAACAUCUUCCAAGCGCCCUUAAUCUUAUGUUUAGCAUGCUACAUUCACCAACGUUAGCUAGAGUAACAUCAAAGUCCAUUGCCAUGCUCUGUUCAUCUUGUCGUAAAGUACUUGUUCCUGAACUUGCUGCAUUCCUACAGCAAUACAGCGAGAUAACUCGAAAAGAUUCGAUGGAAAGUUACGCAAAAGAAGGUGUCAUUGGCGCCAUAGCAUCGAUCAUUGAAGCAAUGCCAAAUGAUGAGUUGAAGCUAGAUCCUCUCAGGCAAUUAUUGGAUUUUGUCCGGAGGGACCACGAACGGAGCCUUCAUUUAUUGGGCUCACAUUUCACAAACGUAGCCUCAAAUAUACCUGUACCCGAUGGUCAAGUUGCCGCUGAUGAGAUUGCACUCACUGCGAUACGAUGUCUAACGAGUAUUGGAAAAGGUCUUCAAGUACCUGCCGAUACACCCGUUGAUCUCAACAGUGAUGAAAAUAGUUAUUCAUAUUGGAAGAAUGGUAAUGGCAGAGAAAUUCAAGUACAGGUGCUGAGCAUUCUCACGGCAACUAAUGAAGCUUUCCCUAUCCAUGGCGAAAUCAUUGAAGAGAUCUCGCAUGUUUUCCGCACUGGCCUAGUUGAAGAUGACGGCCCAUUUGCUUUCCCUCCCGAAGACGUCGCGAAAUCCAAUUAUCAAACACCUCGUGUUAUCACAGUCAUCAAUACGGCCUGCUCACUUGUCAACUCUUGUAGCACAGCAUCAGGGAGGCGUGGUGGUGAAGUGCUGAGUGCUUUAUUGACAUGGAUCUCGGGGCUGAUGGAAGCUAUCAAUCACGAGCCCAGCAAUGAUCCCGAAAUCUCCCAACCAAGUAUCGAAUUUCUUCAUCGUCUAAUCGCUACCCCAAAGAAUCUCAACAUCCUCCUAAACCACGAACCCAAAUCCUCCCUUGAACAAAGUUUCAUGUUCACCCUCAAAGCCCUCACAGGCCGCGAUCCACUACCCAAACAAAGUGCCGCCGAAUUCUGGUCCUCAUUCGUAUCCCUCCCCAUCAAUAACCCAGACCCUCACAUCCAACAUGCCAUCACCAACGCACUACAACAUCUCGGUCCCCUCCUCUCCCAAGCACUCAUCUACAACAUCGGUGGCGCAGCCGCUCGCAGCGAACUCGAUAAACUUUCCGACCCUCUGCGUAAACUUGUGGUUAGCCAGGUGAGAGCGAAAAGUUGGCUAGAGGCUGCACUGAUGGAUGGGAAUUUUCCCAGUGACAAGGUAGAUCAGAAGGAGAAAAUGGUGUUUUUGUCAAAGGUUAUUAAUCUUCGUGGUGCCAAGGGAACGAAUGCGGUGGUUAGGGAAUUUUGGUUAGCAUGCAGAGGGUCGAAUUUCGCUUAUGUUUCUUGA